Molecule: messenger RNA, 2730 nt
Organism: Acanthopagrus latus (yellowfin seabream)
Lineage: Eukaryota; Metazoa; Chordata; Actinopteri; Spariformes; Sparidae
Gene: stx4
Product: syntaxin 4
Exons: 10
Coding region: 176-1066 (296 amino acids)
Biological process (GO): vesicle fusion; intracellular protein transport; exocytosis
Cellular component (GO): plasma membrane; SNARE complex; endomembrane system
Molecular function (GO): SNARE binding; SNAP receptor activity
Source: RefSeq, a predicted model, not a curated record
UUCUGAAGAGCAGCAGAAGAAGAAGUGUUGGGUGCUGGAGUUUUCUAGUUGAAUGACAUUAGAGCAAAGUUUACAUCUCUUACAGUUUGUUUCUCUGCCUGGGAACAACCUCACGGACUUCUGCGUGGAGUCGCUGCGUUUCUGACAUCUGACCGGCUGCUUCCCUCCUGAAAAAAUGCGGGACCGAACGAAAGAAUUAGGAAACAACGCAGAGGCUUCAGAUGACGACGAGGAGGGCAAAGCUCUGAUGAUCAAACCUGGACCCUCUUCAGCCAAAGAGGAGAAGGAGAAUGAAGUCUUCUUUAGAAAGGUGCAUGAAAUUCAUGAGGGACUGAGCAACCUCAAAAGGAUGGUGUCUGACCUUGAGAAUAAGCAGAAAACUGUGCUGGGUGUGGCGCUGCCAGAGGAGAGUAUGAAGAAAGAGCUGCAGACUCUUCGAGAUGAGAUCAAAAUGUUGGCUGGUCAGAUCCAGAAGAAGCUGAAGAAUAUUGAACCCAAGAAGGGAGAGGAGGAUGCAAAAUAUGUACCCAUAAAUGUUCGGAUGCAACGGACUCAGCAUGCCGUCUUGUCCAAGGAGUUUGUGGAGCUGAUGGGUCACUGCAACACCAUCCAGGCUCAGUACAGAGACCGCAACGUGGAGAGAAUACAGAGGCAGCUCAAAAUCACGGGGACCAACGUGACAGACGAGGAGCUCGAUACGAUGCUCGAGAGCGGGCAAACGGAUGUUUUCACCCAAAAUAUCCUGAUUGAUGCCAAAGCUACAAAGCAGGCUCUGAAUGAGAUCGAGUCCCGACACGAUGAGAUCCUGAAGCUGGAGCGGAGCAUCAAAGACCUGCACGACAUGUUCCAGUACCUCGCCAUGGAGGUGGAGGCUCAGGGGGAGAUGGUGAACCGGAUUGAAAACAACAUCAAACAGUCUUCUAACUACGUGGAGAAGGCAAAGGAAAACACGGCGGCUGCUGUGACAUAUCAGAAAAAAGCGCGCAAGAAAAAGAUUUGGAUCGCGAUCUGUUUGGCCAUCCUCAUCCUCAUCCUAGUCAUCUCUUUGGCCUCCGCCUUCGGCUGACCGAAAUCUCCCUCCAUGUAAAUAACUUCGGCCCACAGGAUGUACGGGUGAAUUAAGUCGGUUAUUAUCCCUCUGCUUUUUAUUUUUUUCACACUUCAAAUUGGUCUCCCUUUAACCUUCAUGUCCUCGUUACAGGCUCUUUUGGUUUUGUUUUUUAAAGAAGAGGUGUGCUCUCUGUUGUCUUAACAAACAACUACAAUCUCACCUGCACUCAUGAGGUAGUGCUGCAGGUCUAUGGACACCACCCCCCACACAGACACACACACACACACAUCUCCAGGCAGAUUUAAUGACCUGGACGGUUUGUGAGCUGUUACGUCAGCGCCUCUUCCCCUGCUUCAUUAAAAAAAAAGAGGAAAUAAGUAGCCUUGAGCAAAGCACAAUGCAGUAUUGAACCCGACACUGGCGCUGAUCAUACUGGACUCAGGAAAACUGUGCAUUGAUUCUUGUUCCAUUGUUGUUUCUAGAUGAAUUGGAGACGUAAAUAAGAAUAGGGCUUCUUUCUUUUAUAGUCAUAUAUAGUAAAUAGACUAAUAUAAUUGUAUAUAACCUAUAUGGCUGGUGAUUCCUUAUGCAGAUGAUUUUUAAAAACUUGAAAGUUGUUUCAAACCGCCGAGAUGUAACAAGUGUAAAUACAGAUUUUUUUUUUUUUUGGUGGAAUAAUGGCCCCUAUUUUUGUUUUAGAAGUGUCUCAGCACUGCGAUAAAAGGCCCAAGGCCCACUUUUUAUUUGUCCUACCAGUUUGUAUUUAUGAUUUGAACACUGUUGUGCAAGCUGCUACGAGAAAAGGUUCUGCAACAACACUUAACUUUUAUUUUUUUUCUCUUCAAAAUGGUGCCUUCCUCUCCUUUAUGUCCAUACAAACAGCUCAAGUUGCGAAUGUGAUGUUGUGCACUAACGUUGUCAAGAAGGGACGGAGUGAGUCUUUAUUCUGUUUAUAUUUGUCUGAAUUCACACCGCAGUGUUUCAGCUGUGAGUCAUCAUGUUUUAGCCUGACGCGUAUACUCUCGUUACUUAUUUUUCCUAACAUUUGUCACAUUGUGCAACGUCUAGUUUAGUAACUUGCAGACACGGUUCAAUCCAUCAUCAAAAAUCCAUAGUUUGUCACUAUUGUGCCAUUUUUUUUUUCCAUCCAAAUUGUUUUUGUGAGUUGCAGAUUUUUAGAGAUGUCUUGGCAGCAAAAAUAUGUCUGAAAAACUCAACAGCGAUGUCUCUUUCCUGAGAUUAUGACGGACCUUGUUGUGAGCAGUUUCACUCAGCAACUACUAAACUUUCAUGCUGUUAAGUUUUUAAAACAAUGGGGUUUUUUUUGCUUCAUUAUGUUCACGAGGAGACAGAUUUAUCUAAAUUUCUGCUACUCACACCAAAACAAUCGAGCUGGUUAAAUGGCACUACAGGUUUUGAUUUGUGGGUUAACUGUAUUUUAGGUUUAAUUCUGAAAUCCUGGAGCAGAAAGAGACCACAAUGUGACAAAUCUGUACAGAAAAAUAAACCACUUAUUAUGUGUAAUGUUGUCGAGUCGUCGCUCGAGUCUCCUUUGGAAAAAGGUCAACGGAGAGCAGAGCGGUGAUUCUCCAACUGUGUAAUAUGACAGCUGUUGAAUUUUUGCAUCACUUUCAUUUUAAUAUAGGUUUGUUUUUAAAAUAAAAUACUGCCAUGAUCUA